CAUUCUCUCGUGUAUGAAGCCAACUCUUGUUGUAUGCAGCUUCCUGCAUAAGGGUCUUCAUCCCAAACAAUAACGAUGGCGGCCACUGAAAUAGCUAGGCAAGCGGGAGAAGGUGCACGUGCCGUCCCUCUCGCCGGCCAUGUCGGUUUCGACAGCAUGCCUGACCAGCUGGUCAACAAGUCUGUCAACCACGGCUUUUGCUUCAACAUCCUCUGCAUUGGGGAGACGGGCCUGGGAAAGUCCACUCUCAUGGACACCCUGUUCAACACCAAGUUCGAGGGCGAACCCACCCAGCACAACCAGCCGGGCGUGCAGCUCAAGUCCAACACCUACGAGCUCCAGGAGAGCAAUGUGCGCCUCAUGCUGACCGUGGUCAACACUGUGGGCUUUGGAGACCAGAUCAACAAAGAGGACAGCUACAAGUCUAUUGUGGAGUUUAUCGACACCCAGUUUGAGGCCUAUCUGCAGGAGGAGCUGAAAAUCAAGCGCACGUUACACAGCUACCAUGACACACGCAUCCAUGCCUGUCUGUACUUCAUCGCGCCCACCGGACACUCCCUCAAGUCCCUGGACCUGGUCACUAUGAAGAAACUGGACAGCAAGGUCAACAUAAUCCCCAUCAUCGCCAAAUCAGACGCCAUCUCCAAAAGCGAGCUGACCAAGUUCAAGAUCAAGAUCACCAGUGAGCUGGUCAGCAACGGUGUUCUGAUCUACCAAUUCCCCAUCGACGAUGAGACGGUGGCAGAGAUCAACUCCACCAUGAACGCCCAUUUGCCGUUCGCCGUGGUGGGAAGCACGGAGGAAGUGAAGAUCGGCAACAAGAUGGUGAAAGCGCGGCAGUACCCCUGGGGAACGGUACAGGUGGAGAAUGAAAACCACUGUGACUUUGUGAAGCUGAGAGAGAUGCUAAUCAGGGUGAACAUGGAGGAUCUUAGAGAGCAGACUCACACCAGACACUACGAGCUCUACCGUCGCUGCAAGCUGGAGGAGAUGGGCUUCAAGGACACAGACCCCGACUGCAAACCCUUCAGUCUGCAGGAGACGUACGAGGCCAAGAGGAACGAGUUCAUGGGAGAGCUGCAGAAGAAAGAGGAAGAGAUGAGGCAGAUGUUCGUCCAGAGAGUCAAGGAAAAGGAGGCUGAGCUGAAGGAGGCCGAGAAAGAGCUGCACGAGAAGUUUGACCGGCUCAAGAAGCUGCACCAGGAUGAGAAGAAGAAGCUGGAGGACAAGAAGAAAUCCCUGGAUGACGAGCUCAACGGCUUCAAGCAGAAAAAGACGGCCGCUGAGCUCCUACAGUCCCAGGCUCUGCAGGCAGGGGGCUCCACCACACUCAAGAGGGACAAGGAGAGGAAAAAUUAACUCCUCCACUUGCUGCAUGCUGCAUGAGGCAUCUUGUCCUGUUAAGGAUUCCUGUAGGAAUGAUUUUUCACCCAAUCCCUGGCAGUGCCAUGCUGUUCUCUGUGCCCUCCAGCCCUCCCCCUCUCCCCCAUUCCAAACCCCACACAUGCCCCUGCACUGUGGAAGAAUCCAGCCAUUACUGUGAAUGGGAAUCCUUGACUCAAACACAUCCUUUUUGCGCUAAAGAUGCUUGUUUUUGUAUGUUCUUUUUGUUACGAGCCAUCAUCCUCUGUUUGCCUGUUUGCUUUCUGUUGGAAAGUAGAUUUAUUUUCUUGUUGUUUUUGUUGUUGACCUGUUCUGCAUGACUGAGUGUGCUUUUUACUUUUACAUGCACAACUACUGUUGUGACAGGCAGGAGUUUGUGGAGGCUAAGGUGAAAUGUAUAUCAGCUGUGGUCUGACCAGGCCAGUGGAGUGGGUGUUUUUGUGUGUGUGUGGACACAUGUUUACUAUACUUGUAAGUACCAGAAGUAUUCUCAAGAAUAGUAAACCAACUAAAAUUCAGAGAAGUGAGGACAUUUUGUUGGUCCUCACUUGUAAAUAUGACUAUUUUAGGGUUAGAUUUUGGGUUAGAAUUAGGGUUAAGAUUAGGUUAAGAGUUAGGGUUAGCGGUUAGGGAAAAUUAGAUUUUGAAUGGAAAUCAGUUGUUGGUCCCCCAAAAGAUCUCACUAGUAUAGUAAGACAUAGCUGUCUGUGUGCGUGCUCAUUAGCAUCUUCCGGUCCAUGUUUCAGACCACCACUAUUCUACACACUACCAGGGUAUAAUCAACCACUCCAAUAGUAUGACAUUAUGACGAUGUGCGCUGAUAUCGUGUUGCAAUAUAAUGUGUAAUUAUAAAAAAUUAAGACACUAUUAUUGCAUGUUUUGAAUGAGGGCAUGUUGUCCACCACCUAUCAAGAGAGUAGCCUAGUUCCAGAUCUGUUUGUGCUUUUGCCUGCUCGUAACAUGGCAUGAAUAAUGAGUGACAGGGAGUUGGCAUGAUAGCACAAACAGACUGGCACUCAGGCUAUGGAGAGAGUGAGCGUUAGUCAACUGCUGAUGUUAUUUCAUCUUAGCCUGGUGCAUGUGCAAAUAUGAAUGAUUUCUUGUCAUGUCUUUGCCCAUCCCUCAUUGUUUUUCAUAUACUUGUACACUAUCUGCAUACUUGUUAGCUUUUCACGUUUGCACAUUUUACACAAAUGUGAUUUUGUAUAUUUCCAGUGCAAUUGUGACUUUUAGAUUUUUUUUUACAUAUAACAUCAUAUUUGAAGCCUUUUAACCAAAUAACAAUAAUGUAGGGAUCAGUAUUAAACUUGUAUCAGUGUUACACAAAAAAUACUUCAUCUCCAAGGGAAAUAAAGAGGGAAUUUCACCAAAUAUUUCAACUGUGGCCACGAUUAUUGUGUAUGAAAUAUUUAAUGAAGCAGUAACAUAGUACGUAAGUGGGUUCUGCAUGUGAGGAUAUUAGGGUUUCACAUAGAUUCUGAUUACAGUUGAAAACACUAGCUUUGGUCUACAUAUUUAACUCUCAUUCAAGGGUUUUGAGAUAUCACGCCAUUGUUAUUGUCAAAACAACUCUCCUUACAGAGCUUUACAGAGCAAAAUUGUCUGCUAACCUGAAUUCAUAGGGCUGGAUCCUAACUUGGGACGUAACUUGGAAUUUCACAUAAAUCCUGAAUUGAAUUCAGUGGGAGACUUGCAUGAGCAUUUAAGUUAGGUGCUCAAAUGUCAAGUUAGUAUUCAGUCUUAUACUACUGCACUGCUUUUGUCUGAACAGACUGAGCCAGCAGUCAUUCUCCAUCCCUCCUAGAGAAACAGGAUUUCGUAGCAUUUCGCUACACUCGCAUUAACAUCUGCUAACCAUGUGUAUGUGACAAAUCAAAUUUGAUUUUGAUUUGGGGAUAGGAACACUCCUGUAUUUGGCAGAUUGUGUGAGUGCCAAUGAGAUUGUUGGGUUUUAUUUUCCAAUCCACUUCCUUCAUAUCUGUAUCUUGAGGACAGGGUGUUGUUUAUCAGAAAAACAUUUCCACCCUCCAAAAACAUGUCUGUGUGUCCUUGCUCAAUAUAAUCAUGUGGGACAGUUGGCCUGACGAGUGUCCACAGAUGUGGGCCUUUUGUUGCCAUCUAAAUGUAUUGAAAUGGUCUCUUAUACGCUUACACAUUCUUGUACAAGGGUGUAGUAGGUAUGGUUUACAACUUCUCACAAUCCCUUCUCAAGUUGCUCUUUGUCUCAACGUUUCUGGGGAACUGUUGUCCUCAGCUCUUUGGGUUGGCAGGGUGUGCCUUGGUGUGUGGUGUCAUUCACACCCUGCUUCAGUCCCGCUGUUCACUGCUCUAUGUAUUUACCUUUCCUUUGCAGUAAUCCCUGGCUCUGCACUGAGUAGGUGCUUCCACCCUCAAGCUUUGCUAAGGGACCAGGCUUUGUGGGUAGCCGGUACCCCAAGGCUGAGGAGAGGCAUUGCGGACCCUGGUUUAAAAAAACAUUAAUCUGCUCUAUGUACUAACUAAAAGAUACCCCUAUACAGUUGAAGUCGGAAGUUUACAUACACUUAGUUUGGAGUCAUUAAAACUUGUUUUCAACCACUCCACAAAUUUCUUGUUAACAAACUAUAGUUUUGGCAAGUCGGUUAGGACAUCUAAUUUGUGCAUGACACAAUUCAUUUUUCCAACAAUUGUUUACAGACAGAUUAGUUCACUGUAUCACAAUUCCAGUGGGUCAGAAGUUUACAUACACUAAGUUGACUGUGCCUUUAAACAGUUUUGAAAAUUCCAGAAAAUGAUGUCAUGGCUUUAGAAGCUUCUGAUAGGCUAAUUGACAUAAUUUGAGUCAAUUGGAGGUGUAUCUGUGGAUGUAUUUCAAGGCCUACCUUCAAACGCAGUGCCUCUUUGCUUGACAUCAUGGGAAAAUGAAAAGAAAUCAGCCAAGACCUAAGAAAAAAAAUUGUAGACCUCCACAAGUCUGGUUCAUCCUUGGGAGCAAUUUCCAAACGCCUGAAGGUACCACAUUCAUCUGUACAAACAAUAGUACGCAAGUAUAAACACCAUGGGACCAUGUAGCCGUCAUAUCGCUCAGGAAGGAGACGCAUUCUGUCUUCUAGAGAUGAACGUACUUUGGUGCGAAAAGUUCAAAUCAAUCCCAGAACAACAGCAAAGGACCUUGUGAAAAUGCUGGAGGAAACAGGUACAAAAGUAUCUAUAUCCACAGUAAAAUUAUUCCUAUAUCGACAUAACCUGAAAGGCUGCUCAGCAAGGAAGAAGCCACUGCUCCAAAACUGCCAUAAAAAAGACAGACUACGGUUUGCAACUGCACAUGGGGACAAAGAUCGUACUUUUUUGAGAAAUGUCCUCUGCUCUGAUGAAACAAAAAUGAAACUGUUUGGCCAUAAUGACCAUCGUUAUGUUUGGAGGAAAAAGGGAGAGGCUUGCAAGCCAAAGAACACCAUCCCAACCGUGACGUAUGGGGGUGGCAGCAUCAUGUUGUGGGGGUGCUUUGCUGCAGGAGGGACUGGUGCACUUCACAAAACAGAUGGCAUCAUGAGGGAGGAAAAUGAUGUGGAUAUAUUGAAGCAACAUCUCGAAGACAUCAGUCAGGAAGUUAAAGUGGCCAUCACAAAGCCCUGACCUCAAUCCCAUAGAACAUUUGUGGGAAGAACUGAAAAAGCCUGUACAAGCAAGGAGGUCUACAAACCUGACUCAGUUACACCAGCUCUGUCAGGAGGAAUGGGCCAAAAUUCACCCAACUUAUUGUGGGAAGCUUGUGGGAGGCUACCUGAAACAUUUGACCCAAGUUAAACCAUUUUUAAAGGCAAUGCUACCAAAUAUUUAAUUGGCUGUAUGUAAACUUCAUACCCACUGGGAAUGUGAUGAAAGAAAUAAAAGCUGAAAUAAAUCAUUCUCUACUAUUAUUCUGCCAUUUCACAUUCUUAAAAUAAAGUGGUGUUCCUAACUGACCUAAAACAGGGACUUUUUACUCGGAUUAAAUGUCAGGAAUUGUGAAAAACUGAGUUUAAAUGUAUUUGGCUAAGGUGUAUGUACACUUUCAACUUCAACUGUAUGUAUAUCACUGCUGCUCUAACUAUAUGUGCUCACUAUGUGGCUUAAUCUUAAUAUCUUGUCUAUGGCUAUGCCUUUUGUCAUGUCGUGUGGUUUUGCUGUGCUGACUUUGACUAAUAUCAGCAUUUGCUCUUUGUUUCUGUAAGAUUGACAUUUCUGGACUAUGUUGUUGUGCAUGUCUUGGUAGUUUUUCCAUCAUAUUAGGUUUAUUAAUAUUGUCCAUGUUUGAUUUAUUAAAUGACAUUGAAUACCCUUUUGGGAUUUUCAGAGGACAUAAUAUCUGCUGCGAGCUGUUAAUUAGACUUGUUUCGAUGAAGGGAUUAAGCUAUUUAUUAAAUGUUUUAAAUCAGUAUUAUGCUCAAAUCGAAUUAGUCAGCUAUAGUAUGGUAUUAUAUAAGUAGUUUUUUUUACGACACUGACAGUACAUUUGUAAUGUAGUUUGUGUAAUUUGAAGUACAGUAGCAACUAUACAUGCCUUAGGAAAACCCAAAUACUUUCUGUCUUUCCUCCCAAAAUGUCAGUAAUCCUUGUUUCUUAUUUAUCUUGAACCCUGCCUUCUGGUAAGCACUGUUGCCUGGGCCUCUCUUGUAACUUUGCAUUUGUCUCUUCCUCUCUCUAGCUUCUUUUAAUCUGUCUUGCCCACCUGUCUGAAGAGGGGAUUGCAGCUUCAACGAGAACUAAGCACCCGUUUCCUCUUCCUGUCUUUUCUCUCUGCAUUAACCUUUUUUAAACUUCUAUCUCAUCUGCUUUGUUGACCAUGGCCUAAUGUGGGCUUCACAUGGUAUUUUUUGGAUAGUUUACGUUUUGUCACCUAAUCAAGGUACACUUUGGCUGGUGAGAGUCCUUCACACUUAAUAUUAUGCAGCUCCGUCUUGGUGUAUGAAUGAACAAAGCUUUGCUGAGGUAGGAUUCUAAACGGUUGUUCAAGAGAAACACAUCGAAUCAGGUUUCAUCAUACCAAUUGUAACAGAGCCAAGGCUCUGGAUUAAUUUAUAUUUUUCACAAAACUAUCUGAAUUUCAUUAACAGUUCAUUUUAAGGAAGUCUUUGUGUAAUAACAUUCAAUCAUAUAUUACAUCCAUUUUGAGAAGGGCUGAUUCUGUUUGAAAUAACCGAUACUAUUACAAAUAACCUAUAUGAUUAAUGUGCUCCUCAUUCAAAGGGGGAGUUAGUUUUGAAUAAAAAUAGCAUAACCCAGAUCUCAAUAAAACACUGAUAAAACCAAAAUACAUUCAUUUGGUGAUUGAUAGAGCAAAGUGUGACAUCUAACCAUACAUGUGUGACUAGUAGAUACUUUUGUCAGUUAAAAACCAAAAGACAAUUGCGAUCCAAAACAGUGAUCUUUAUGUUCACUGCAUAGGUUGUUUCAUUGCAACUUAGAAGAGCCAGAGCCGUAUUCAUGUCAAGCACUUAUUUAGUGAAAACACCCUUUCCGUUCUGAAAUACCAUGUAGGUCACAUUUAAUGCCCUUUACACAUUGUGCUUUAACUACCAUCACCCUAUUCUGUAUUUUGCAUGUCUAAUGCUCUUUUAUUUCAUCACUUCUGUGAUCUUGACCUUUUGCUCCCAUAGCUGUUUUCUCACCUAACAGUUCCGUCUUGCACUAUUUCACAUUUGGUGCUCUAUAUUGUUUGGAUCAGUUUUAUCUUGUGUAGUACUCCUUGUUAUACCCUUCUCCACAAUUUUCAGCAUCCAUAUUGCCAAAUAUUACAAUGAGAUGGAGUUGAAUCCUAGGUACAGAUGGAAAUAUUUGUAUAAUUUAUAAGGAUAUAUUUUGUGUAUUGAAGUGGAGACCUGUUUAUGAGAUAUGAUCUUUGGAUGUGACUCUUCUCUCUGUGUAGUUACAUUUUGGUGUAAGAAAUUGUCAUACAUUUUUCUAGCAUCUGCCAUAAUCACCCCUCCUAGUGAAUUAUCUGUCCACACCACAAAUGAAUUAUGAAAUAUUUUAUUGUAGUUUGAUUCCAUUGAUGUACUUUUUCAAUAAAAUUAUGAAAAUAAAG
This is a messenger RNA of Oncorhynchus kisutch (coho salmon), 7429 nucleotides long. RefSeq names its product septin-6. NCBI's taxonomy places the organism in Eukaryota, Metazoa, Chordata, Actinopteri, Salmoniformes, Salmonidae. The transcript is spliced from 11 exons. Gene Ontology annotation, molecular function: GTP binding. Bases 76 to 1359 code for a protein of 427 amino acids. The record is from RefSeq and is a predicted model, not a curated record.